AAUCUAAUUUGUAGCAUGCUUUCCAGUACCAACCAUCAACUCCAAUGACACCCUUCCAAUUUCCUCUCAGCUGUCAUUUCUUCACAACCCAACGACCUUCAACUCUGCUAGUAACUGUCAAACAUCCAUGGGGACAAUCAUUCCAUUGCAAUACCUUAAUCCCUCUUUCCUUCAGAAUUCGCACACCAAGAAGCGACCUAAAAGCCACUCCUCCAUUUUCAGUCUCCUCAGAGUUGCAGAGACUUCACUCUGUUCUUCUCCUCCACCUUCUUCACCGACCCUUCCAUGUUUAAAUGGAUUCAAUGAGCUCCAGUCCUUGAAUUCAGUCAAAGUAAUGCAUGCCCAGAUGAUUAAAAUGGUCAAAAAGAGGGAUUCAGAUCCCAAAAUGCAAUCUUUGAUCACAUCUUACUUGGAAUUUGGCGAUUUUCGAUCUGCUGCAAUGAUUUUCCUCGUGUGUAUUGAGCGAAACUAUGUAUGGUGGAAUGCUUUCCUAGAGGAUUUCAAGAGUUUUGGGGGGAAUCCACAUGAAAUUCUUGAGGUAUUUGGUGAGUUGCAGAGUAAAGGAGUGAUCUUUGACAGUGGAGUUCUUACUGUUAUCUUGAAAGUUUGUGGAAAUUUGAUGGAUAUAUGGUUGGGUUUGGAAAUUCAUUCAUGUUUGAUCAAGAGGGGCUUUGAUUUGGAUGUCUAUUUGAAGUGCGCAUUGAUGAAUUAUUAUGGGAGGUGUUGGGGCAUAGACAGUGUAAAUCAGGCAUUUUAUGAAAUGCCUGACCCACAAGUUCUAUUGUGGAAUGAGGCAAUUUUGGUGAAUUUGACUCAUGAUAGAUGGGUAAAGGCUCUGAAAUUGUUUCGGGAUAUGCAAUUUUCGCUUGUGAAAGCCAAUAGCUUUACAAUUGCUAAAGUCCUGCAAGCUUGUGGAAAAGUUGGAGCUCUUGAGCAAGGAAAGCAGAUACACGGGUACGUCAUUCGAUUUGCAUUGGAAUCAAACACCUUGGUAUGCAAUUCACUGGUUAGCAUGUACUCGAAAAAUGGCAAUCUUGAACUUGCUAAGGCAGUUUUCGAUUCAAUGGAAAACCGCAGCAUAUCUUCUUGGAACUCAAUCAUCUCGGGUUACACUUCAUUUGGUUGUGUAAAUGAUGCGUGGAAGCUGUUUCAUGAAAUGGAAUCUUCCGAUAUGAAACCAGAUAUCAUAACCUGGAAUUCCCUUUUGUCAGGUCAUUUCCUUCACGGAUCAUACCAACAAGUCGUGGUCAUUCUGCAGAGAAUGCAAACUGUGGGUUUCAAGCCUAACGCAAGCUCAGUCAUUAGUGUUCUUCAAGCAAUUAGUGAAUUAGGUUGCUUGAAUUUGGGGAAGGAAGUUCAUGGCUAUGUGAUAAGAAAUAGAGUUGCCUAUGACUUAUAUGUUGGAACUUCACUUGUAGACAUGUAUGUCAAGAAUGAUGACCUAACCAGUGCUCGAGCUGCUUUUGAUAGUAUGAAAAAUAGAAAUAUAUUUGCUUGGAAUUCACUGAUUUCGGGAUACGCCUUCAAGGGCCGUUUUGAUGAAGCUGUAACACUUUUGCAUCAGAUGGAAAAGGAAAGAAUCAAACCCGAUUUAGUGACAUAUAAUGGCCUUGUUUCAGGUUAUUCAAUGUCGAACCACAGCAAGGAAGCUUUGGCAAUGAUUCGUCAAAUCAAAAGUUCAGGGUUGAUUCCUAAUGUCGUUUCCUGGACAGCUCUAAUAUCAGGUUGCUCACAGAAGGGAAACUAUAAGGAUGCACUUAAGUUUUCUAUCCAAAUGCAACAAGAAGGUAUAAAACCCAACUCGGCCACCAUAGCAAGUUUACUUCGAGCUUGUGCAGGCCUGUCUUUCUUACAGAAGGGGAAAGAGAUACACUGCCUCACUAUAAGAAAUGGUUUCAGUGAAGAUGCAUUUGUUGCCACAGCUCUUAUUGACAUGUACAGCAAAUGUGGCAGCUUAAAGAAUGCCCACAAAGUUUUUCAAAACAUUCAGAACAAAACAUCAGCUUCCUGGAAUUGCAUGAUCAUGGGUUUUGCUAUUAACAGCCUGGGAAGAGAGGCAAUCUCAAUUUUUGAUGAAAUGCGUGAAGUGGGUAUUCAGCCAGAUGCGAUAACUUUCACAGCUCUACUCUCUAGUUGCAAGCAUUCGGGAUUAAUUGACGAAGGAUGGAAGUACUUUGACAGCAUGAAGGCAGGUUAUGGUAUUAUCCCCACUAUUGAGCAUUGCUCUUGCAUGGUUGAUCUUCUUGGAAGAGCUGGAUAUCUUGAUGAAGCUUGGGAUUUCAUUCAAUCAAUGCCCAUGGAGCCAGAUGCUACGGUUUGGGGUGCUCUUCUUCGAUCAUGUCAAAUCCAUGGCAACUUGGAGCUUGCAGAAAUUGCAGCAAAGAAUCUUUUCAAGUUAGAACCAUAUAAUCCUGCUAAUUAUGUUCUGAUGAUGAACUUGUAUACAAUUUUGAACAGAUGGGAGGAUGUAGAGCAUAUUAAAGACUCGAUGGACGUUAUAGGGGUCAAACCUGGGCAUGAAUGGAGCUGGAUACAAAUCAAUCAGAUAGUUCAUGUGUUCUGUGCAGUAGGAAAACCCCAUCCUGAAGAAGCAGAGAUAUUUUUUGAGUUAUAUCAGCUGAUUUCUGAAAUGAAGAAGUUGGGAUACUUGCCUGAUGUCAAACGCGUGUAUCAGAACGUUGAUGACGUAGAGAAGGAGAAGUUGCUGCUUGCACAUACAGAGAAAUUGGCCAUUGCAUACGGACUCAUCAAAACAAAAGGUAGUGCUCCCAUAAGGGUGAUCAAGAAUACAAGAGUUUGUCACGACUGUCACACAGCGGCCAAAUUCAUGUCCCUAAUCAGAACCCGCGAAAUCUUCCUCAAAGAUGGCGUUCGAUUUCAUCACUUCAGAGAAGGGAAAUGUUCCUGCAACGACGUCUGGUAGUAAGGGAUAUCACUGCUUUCUUUGAUACUGCAGCAAAGCAUUGUGUGAAAUCUUCUUUUGCUAGAGCAAAAGAAAAUUAUAAACUGAGCUGACGUAUGGGAUCAAUCCACAAGCUAUAUUACAGAUACAGUUUAUCAUUAACAAGUAACACUUAGUUGGGACUGUUGUAAAGUUUAGAGCUUCUAUGUUUUCAAAUUAACCUUGUGAGAACUUCUAAACUAGUGC
Messenger RNA from Cornus florida, 3148 nucleotides. RefSeq names its product pentatricopeptide repeat-containing protein At4g01030, mitochondrial. Gene Ontology annotation, biological process: RNA modification. The record is from RefSeq and is a predicted model, not a curated record. NCBI's taxonomy places the organism in Eukaryota, Viridiplantae, Streptophyta, Magnoliopsida, Cornales, Cornaceae. Gene Ontology annotation, molecular function: zinc ion binding; protein binding; RNA binding. The transcript has a single exon. Bases 128 to 2923 code for a protein of 931 amino acids.